AUGGCAGAUGAUAUUUAUGUUGUUGAAAAGAUCAUUAGUCGAAGGGUGACAGAAAGUGGACAAGUGGAAUAUUUUUUAAAAUGGUUUGGCUAUGACGAAGCUGAUGCAACAUGGGAGCCAGAAGAGAAUGUGUUCUGUAAAGAUUUAAUUGAACAAUACGAAUACCGAAGAAAAAUUAAUGACGAAUGUAAACAAAUACUCGAGCGCAUCUGUGAUGAAGUUCAAAGUUCAUUGGAAAUAGCAACACCUGCGUCUCCAACGGCGACUGGAGAUAGUGAGGAGCAAGAGAUUAAUGAUAACUUCUUGAAAACAUUUGAUCGAAAUCUCAUUACCGAUCUCUUAUCAGAUCAUAGUCUCCAAAACGAACAAGAAAAUGGUGGUUCCGGACUUGAUUCCAAGUAUCAAUGUUCGAAGCGAUCGAACACUACUCCAUUAACACGAAAGAAAAAGCUUCGACCAGCGUCUGUUGAAAAUAUUACCGAUGAAAUUCCACCACAACCGACCAAUAUGGACACCGAACCAAUCGACUAUCUUUCUCUUGGACCUGAACGUAUUAUUUCGAUAACUCGAUCGCGAACUGCUACACAUGAGCUGGAAUUUUUAUUAAAAUGCACACGUUGCCCAUCCAAAUUGUACUUUAUACCCAAUGACAAAGCAAAAGAACUCAUACCAGACUUAUUGAUUGAUUUCUACGAAAGACACAUCAACUGGUUUAUCGAUCGGCCAUCUUCGAGACAGAAAUUACAAAAACAAAAAUUUUGA
Adineta ricciae is the source of this 762-nucleotide messenger RNA. NCBI's taxonomy places the organism in Eukaryota, Metazoa, Rotifera, Eurotatoria, Adinetida, Adinetidae. The record is from the annotation of a GenBank genome assembly.